This is a messenger RNA of Meloidogyne enterolobii, 336 nucleotides long. NCBI's taxonomy places the organism in Eukaryota, Metazoa, Nematoda, Chromadorea, Rhabditida, Meloidogynidae. The record is from the annotation of a GenBank genome assembly.
AUGUCAUUUUGCAUAGUUGAUAAAAUAUAUGAAUUUUAUAAGAAACUAAAUCAAGGAAAAAAUUUACUCACAAUUUUCUUUCCAUCAGAAAAUAUAAAAAAUAUGAACGAUGCUAUUUUAGAUAAAUAUAAAUUAACUUCCGAAAAUGAAUUGUAUAUAGCAAAAUUGGAGUUCAACCCAAUGUUUGUUGGUAAAAUUUCUGUAAAAAAGGGUUGGAAGUUAGAAGAAUGUGGAAAAUUUAUCAAACAAAAGAAGAAUUUUUCUCGAUGAUUUCUCCAAGCCAGUUAUUCUUUGAGAAAUUUCCAAAAGAUUCAAGUUUUACGGGUUUUGAAGUUA